AAUUAAUUUUCGUCUAUGGUGAUCUUUGCUAGCUGUCAAUUAUAUUGUUCUUCAAUGGUUUGUUUUUAUUUAAUGAAAUAAUUAAUUCCAAUCAGUCUUAGUGGCAAUUAAAUGAAAAGUGGUAAAGAUACAAAUAUGAAAUUGUAACGUACCGUGUCUGUUUUUUCUUUACAAUCAUUUAAAAGUGCCAUCAUUUGUUAACCUUAAACCUACAAUGCCGACAAAUAACAAGUUGUGUUUGUAAUAAUGGAUUCUUCGGAUGAUGCGGCAUCUGUUCGAAAUCCUAUUAAAGAAGGAUGUGAAAAAGAGGCAAGUAAGGAAAAUAAAUGCAUAGAUAGGCCGGUGAGCCAACUCGUUGGGAUUGAAAAUGUGUUUACAUCAAUGUCACAAGAACGAAGUUCUAGUUUUGUUCCAGUAAAUGGUUCUCGACCUCGGUCGAGUGAUGAUUCUGAACAAAAGGUUAACCGAACAAAGGAAAAUAUUUUACAAAAUGAUACGAUUGGAAAUACAAUUGACGGAAAUCAAAAGCAAGUGGCAAAUAAUGCGAUAAAUAAAUUUCACAAUAUUGAAAGUCCAAGUAAAGUUGAAUCAGCCUGUGAUAAAAGUUUCGAUUCCAACUGUGAGAAAUCAUGUCAGAGGUACAAAAUGUAUGCAGAUAAAGUAGGCAACAGUAGCUGUGUGAAUGGUCCUUCAACAAGUGGCACAAAUAAAUCUUUUGAUAAUAUUGAAAGUGGUGGCAUUCGAGAAAACAGAAAACGACCUUCAACACUCAGGCUAGACAGACCAAACAUAGAUGACAAUGAUAGUUCAAGUGACACUGGUAAUGAUGAUUACUCUUUGGGCUCUGAAGAUGGCUGUAUUUACACAUAUAGGGGAGGUGAACACUUGGCAGAUCUACCAAGUUCCUUUUUUAGCCUAGACAUGGGCUUGCCUUUAGAUAGGCAUCUCCCAUUGCUUCCAAAUUAUCCAGUCCCUCAGCAGGGGCCAGGGAAUGCCAGGGAACAAGGCUCAAGGGCAUCCAGUCCGGAUAUGGAUUUUUUGGAGAUGGAUUUCGAUCCUGGGCCAUCCUGUGAAGUUGAUACAGAUGAUGAAUCAAGCCCGGAUGCUGAUUUAGAAGUGGCAAACAGUUUGCCAGAAGAAAUUGAACCGGUAAUUAGGGGUACCACACCAGAAUAUUUGCCUAAUCCUGUUGUAAAUCCUCAACCAUCUACCAGUACAGCACAUAAUGAUGUUGAAACACAUAGUCUAAGUGUCCCAUCUACAAGCUGUGUUCAGGAUUUGCCCCAAAGAAAUAUAGAAGAAGAAGUAACAACAGAUCAAGAGUAUGGACCCUACAUCACACAUGUAAACUUUAGGGGUGAACAGUUUUUAGUCAGAAGGACAAUCUCAAGUUGGCCAAGUAAUACACUGUCAGGGUUACAUGUGUCCAAUGGAGAUUUGGUAUCACCAAGAGAAGUAAUAAAUUAUGACGAAGAUUGUAAUGAUGGAGCACAUACUUAUGAAAUCAAUAAAGGAGAAAGACCAACUGGAGAUUCAGUAAAUAUUCCUACAACUCUUUAUCAUAUUACAAUGGCUAAGAGGCUCAUAAUUCAGAAGACUUGUUCCGAUAUUGAAAGUCAGGAUGCAGCUAAUAUGAGUCGGGACCAAGGAGCGGGGUGCAGUAGUGACGGCGACACAGGAUGUGUGGAGCCCCCACAGUGCAUGGUGUGGUCGGAGCGUGAGGCCUGUGAACGACAGGUCACUCAGAUUGGCACAUCUGCUUGUGGGGCAACAGCAGUUGUUAACGUUUUUAUUGCUCUUGGUGUGCCCGUGGACAUUGAAAGAAUUAAAGCAGCAGUGGGAACGAGACAAAGGGCGAAUAAUGCGCCUAUACCCAGGUAUUUGCUGUCGCGAGCGGUCGCAGGCUGCACUGCAGCAGACUUGGUGACAGGGAUACAAAGAGCUUCAGAUGGAUUGGUGACGGCUCGAUUCUUUCCCUUGCAUCCCGAACGUGCUAUGUCACUGUCACACUGGCUCGCUGACUGGAUAUCUCUAGGAGCUGUACCAAUCCUGACAUUAAAUCUUCAAGUGGGAUGUGAAGGGGAAAUACCCGAUGCGUGGCAUCAUCAAAUGGUGUUCGGUGUAUCUCCUCGUGGUGUGUACCUGUGCAACCCUUGUGAAUGUGUGCCGGAGAGAGCAUUGUGGCCGCGCCUCACCUCGCCCUCGGUGUUACUUGUGCGGGCAAGAGAUAUCCUUGCCAGGUUAUCUCCGAAUACAGAUUUAAGUGUGCUCAUGGCUGUACCGGAUAGAAGGUUUCAUACUUUCAAUGUACUCGGUCAAGUGGCAAGUGUGAUCCGUGAGUGGCGGGCGCACGGGUGGAGAGAGGCGGGCGUCGGCGCGCGCUCGCGGCACGUCAGGUUGCCGGCGGCGUACCAGGCCGGCGUCACCUUCGCCGCACUCACCGGCUCCGAGGCGCACCGCCGGCUUGUGCACGCCCCCCUGCCGCCCACACUAGGUACUCGGAAGGUAUCGGAUGGAUGUCGACCAGAGCAAUAAUUUUGUGUCGCAAUUCGCGAUUGAAAAAAAAAUAUAUAUUUAGAAUACCACCGAAUUAAAAACUCAUAUUUCAGUUAUAAAUCUAUUUGGCUAACUAUUAAUUGCUACGAUUGCUAAUGAUCUUUGCUUUGAAAAUUAGUGCUCACAAAAUUUACGAAAAAAUUACACGUAUCUAAAAUUGGCUGUCAAAGUAAUAUAAUAGAGCGAGACGAACGUAUACACAAUCGCUAUAGGUGCGACAAAGACGACAUCCGUUCUGUCUGUUACUUAUUGGCAACUUUAGAAACGUAAUUUUUGGACAGUUAUUACUCGUGUUAUAAUAGCCUUUGUCACAAGUAUUAGUAUUUAUAAAGUAAUAUUUUAUAUACAGGGUUUCCCAAAAGGUUACGUACAUAGGAAGGGGGAUGA
Molecule: messenger RNA, 2943 nt
Organism: Papilio xuthus (Asian swallowtail)
Lineage: Eukaryota; Metazoa; Arthropoda; Insecta; Lepidoptera; Papilionidae
Exons: 8
Coding region: 247-2535 (762 amino acids)
Source: RefSeq, a predicted model, not a curated record